Molecule: messenger RNA, 1746 nt
Organism: Symbiodinium sp. CCMP2456
Lineage: Eukaryota; Dinophyceae; Suessiales; Symbiodiniaceae
Source: the annotation of a GenBank genome assembly
AUGGCCGCCGCCUGCUUGCUCUGUCGGUCGACUGGUGGAGAGGUACAGCCCGACCCUGUUACGCAGCUGCAAGCUGUCGAGAGAGGCGAUGAAGAUGAUUGCUCCGACGAGUUCAGGCACUUGAUGGAAAAGCUCGUGUCCAGGCAUCUGCACGAGCUCGCCGAGCUGAAACAGGAGCUUCUCUUCUGCCAGCAGCGACAGAGUCGCCAGCCAGAAGACGACGAGGUUUUGCCGGAGGCCGCAAAGGGCCACCUCUCCCCCAGAGUUCCGGUGCCCGACAUGUCGCCAAAACCCUCGACCCCGCGAAUGUCGCCGCGAUCGUCGCAACGGCCGCAUAUUGGGAAGAACAUCUCAGUUUCGAGCUGUUUGGCGCCCCUGUCCGGCGAGGAGGUGGAGGUCCAGGCGAGCUCCCGCGAAAGCCGGGUGGAGCCGGAUGAGAAGGCGCUGAACCAGGCAGCGGAGGAGUUGCAGAUGGAGCUCGGCUCGAUGAUGGAGGGGACGCACUACGAGCCAAAGGAGGUGGACCACUCGUGCUUGGGCCGUCUGCGACGAAUCUUUGCUUCCCCGGAGUACGAGCUUGCUGUCACGCUUCUCAUUUUCGUGAAUGCGUUGGUGAUUGGUCUUCAGUUCCAGUACGAAGGUUUUCAGCUUGCCCACUUGAUCAGCUUUCCCGGCUACAGCGCCACAGCAGAUGAACUAUGGCCUGGGAUCUCAACUGUAUUCGAUGUGCUGCAGGUGACCUUCACGUCCCUCUUCUUGGCCGAUGUCCUGAUCAGAGCAUGUCUUUUCUGGAAGACUUUCUUCUGCGAUUGGUUCAACUGGCUGGACCUUGUCGUGGUUCUGUCGAGUGUUUUUGACCUUAUCACCUCCGGGAUGUUCAACACGAGUGUCCUUCGGUUGCUGCGCCUCACGAAGCUGACUCGGAGCAUCCGAAUUCUAAAGGUGUCGAGUGUGCUUGACUCGCUGAACAUGAUCAUGAAGUGCCUCCGUGCCAGUGUGGGUACUUUAUUCUGGUCCUUGUGCGUCCUCUUGGUCAUCCAGUGCAUUGGUGCCAUCGUCAUCAUGUACACAGUGCAAUCAUACAUUCGCAGUCCCAACGACCUCACGCAGGAGAACAGGUUGUUGGUUUUCGCUUACUUUGGCACCUUCUCGCGCUCCAUGCUGACCAUGUUCGAGGUCCUCUUCGCUAACUGGAUAACGCCUUGUCGCAUACUGGUGGAGCAUUUGAGCGAGUAUUUCUCCGCUGUCUUUAUCUUGUACCGGUGUUUGGUUGGCUUUGCCGUCUUGAACGUCAUUCAGGCCGUGUUCAUCCAGCGCACCAUGCAGGUGGCCCAGGAUGACAAGGAACUGCAGCUCAAGCAGAAACAGUAUGCCGCCAAGACCUUCGAGCGAAAGCUGCGCUACAUCUUCGAGGAGCUCGACACUUCUGGAGAUGGCAUCGUGACUUGGGAGGAGUUCGAUGACCAGCUCAAGGAUCCUCGCACUGGCGCACUCCUUUCUAUGAUCGAGAUCGACGCCCAGGACCUGAGGGUAUUUUACGAUUUGUUGGAUGACGGAGAUGGCCGGGUGGACGCGCAGAAGUUUGCACAAGGCGUGCUGGCAAUGAAGGGCCCUGCGAAGGGUAUUGAUCUGGCGCAGCUGAGCAAAAACGUCGGCCGGCUUGGUCUCAUGGUGCAGCAGCUCUCCGAGAGCUUGGGGACGGGCCGCGUUUCCGUGAGACAGAGCGACUACAGGGCCCGGACGUAG